GUGCAGGCGAUUUGGAUUAUUACUGGUUGGAUCCUGCCACGUGGCAUAGCCGGGAAACAUCGCCUAUUAGUUCGCAUCCUGUAACGUGGCAACCAUCUAAAGAGGGGGACCGAUUAAUUGGACGUGUUAUUCUUAACAAGAGAACAACCAUGCCCAAAGAAUCAGGUGCAUUACUGGGUCUGAAAGUUGUUGGAGGGAAAAUGACUGACUUAGGACGCCUUGGUGCCUUCAUCACCAAAGUAAAGAAGGGUAGCCUUGCAGAUGUAGUUGGACACUUAAGAGCAGGGGAUGAAGUUCUAGAAUGGAAUGGUAAACCCCUGCCGGGAGCUACAAAUGAAGAAGUUUACAACAUUAUUUUAGAAUCAAAAUCAGAACCUCAAGUUGAAAUUAUUGUUUCAAGGCCUAUUGGUGACAUUCCACGGAUUCCUGAGAGCUCCCAUCCUCCACUGGAGUCCAGUUCAAGUUCCUUUGAAUCUCAGAAGAUGGAAAGGCCUUCUAUUUCUGUUAUUUCUCCAACAAGUCCUGGAGCUCUAAAAGAUGCCCCCCAAGUCUUGCCAGGACAACUUUCUGUGAAGUUGUGGUAUGAUAAGGUGGGACACCAGCUGAUUGUAAAUGUUCUUCAAGCAACAGAUUUACCGACUAGAGUAGAUGGGCGUCCCAGGAAUCCCUAUGUGAAAAUGUAUUUUCUUCCAGAUAGAAGUGAUAAAAGCAAAAGGAGGACCAAAACAGUAAAGAAAGUCCUAGAACCAAAAUGGAAUCAAACAUUUGUCUAUUCACAUGUACAUCGUAGAGAUUUUAGAGAACGGAUGUUAGAAAUAACUGUGUGGGAUCAACCAAGAGUACAAGAAGAAGAGAGUGAAUUUCUUGGAGAGAUCCUCAUAGAAUUGGAGACAGCACUUUUAGAUGAUGAGCCACACUGGUAUAAACUUCAGACACAUGAUGAAUCCUCACUACCUCUGCCUCAGCCAUCACCUUUCAUGCCAAGGCGACACAUUCAUGGAGAAAGCUCUAGCAAAAAACUACAAAGAUCUCAGCGAAUCAGUGAUAGUGACAUCUCAGAUUAUGAGGUUGAUGAUGGUAUUGGAGUAGUUCCUCCAGUAGGUUAUAGGUCUAGUGCUAGAGAAAGUAAAUCUACAACAUUAACUGUGCCAGAACAGCAAAGAACAACUCAUCACCGCUCACGUUCAGUAUCUCCUCACCGCGGCGAUGAUCAGGGAAGGCCGCGUUCACGUUUACCAAAUGUGCCAUUACAGAGGAGUUUAGAUGAAAUUCAUCCAACAAGAAGGUCACGUUCUCCAACUAGACACCAUGAUGCCUCCCGAAGUCCAGUUGAUCACAGAUCCAGAGAUGUGGAUAGUCAGUAUUUAUCAGAACAAGACAGUGAGCUUCUUAUGCUGCCCAGAGCAAAACGAGGACGAAGUGCAGAAUGCCUACAUACUACCAGUGAACUGCAGCCCUCCCUUGACAGGGCUAGGAGUGCUAGUACCAACUGCUUGAGACCAGAUACUAGUUUGCAUUCACCAGAACGAGAAAGGGGUAGAUGGUCCCCCUCCCUAGAUAGGAGACGACCUCCUAGCCCCAGGAUUCAAAUCCAGCAUGCAUCUCCGGAGAAUGACAGGCACUCCAGAAAGUCUGAGAGAUCUAGCAUCCAAAAACAGACUAGGAAAGGCACUGCCUCUGAUGCAGAAAGGGUUCUCCCACCAUGCCUUUCUAGAAGGGGAUACGCAGCCCUAAGAGCGACUGAUCAGCCAGUCCUUAGGGGAAAACAUCCCGCUCGCUCAAGGUCGAGUGAGCACUCUAGUGUCAGAACACUGUGUUCUACCCACCACCUUGCCCCCGGAGGGUCGGCGCCACCUUCUCCGCUUCUGACAAGAAUGCACAGACAAGCAAGUCCAACCCAUCCUCCUCCUGCAGACACAUCCUUCAGCAAUCGGAGGGGACGACAGCUCCCACAGGUGCCAGUGAGAAGCGGCAGUAUAGAACAAGCAAGCUUAGUAGUGGAGGAGCGAACAAGACAGAUGAAAAUGAAAGUGCAUCGAUUUAAGCAGACAACAGGGUCUGGUUCUAGUCAAGAACUUGAUCGCGAGCAAUAUUCCAAGUAUAACAUACAUAAAGAUCAGUACAGAAGCUGUGAUAACGUCUCUGCCAAAUCAUCAGAUAGUGAUGUCAGUGAUGUGUCCGCCAUUUCCCGAACCAGCAGUGCCUCACGCCUCAGCAGCACAAGCUUUAUGUCAGAGCAAUCUGAGCACCCCAGGGGUAGAAUCAGUUCAUUUACCCCUAAAAUGCAAGGCAGACGGAUGGGGACUUCAGGAAGAGCCAUUACGAAGAGCACCAGUGUGAGUGGGGAGAUGUACACACUGGAGCAUAAUGACGGCAGUCAGUCCGACACGGCUGUGGGUACAGUUGGAGCAGGUGGAAAGAAAAGGAGAUCCAGCCUGAGUGCCAAAGUGGUUGCCAUAGUGUCUAGAAGGAGUAGAAGCACAUCCCAACUAAGCCAAACAGAGUCAGGCCACAAGAAGUUAAAAAGUACCAUCCAGAGAAGCACAGAAACAGGAAUGGCAGCCGAAAUGAGGAAGAUGGUAAGGCAACCAAGUCGAGAGUCUACUGACGGCAGCAUCAACAGUUACAGCUCCGAGGGAAACUUAAUAUUUCCUGGAGUCCGACUAGGAGCAGACAGUCAAUUCAGUGAUUUUCUUGAUGGACUGGGACCAGCUCAGCUUGUUGGCCGCCAAACCCUUGCCACCCCUGCAAUGGGUGACAUACAAAUUGGAAUGGAGGAUAAAAAAGGUCAAUUAGAAGUCGAAGUUAUUAGAGCACGAAGUCUCACACAAAAACCUGGUUCCAAGUCUACACCCGCUCCAUACGUCAAAGUGUAUCUUUUGGAAAACGGGGCCUGUAUAGCCAAGAAGAAGACAAGAAUUGCACGAAAAACCCUUGAUCCUUUGUAUCAGCAGUCCCUGGUGUUUGACGAAAGCCCACAGGGUAAAGUUCUUCAGGUGAUUGUGUGGGGGGACUAUGGCAGAAUGGACCAUAAAUGCUUUAUGGGUGUGGCUCAGAUCUUGUUGGAAGAACUCGAUCUAUCCAGUAUGGUAAUCGGAUGGUACAAGUUAUUCCCACCAUCAUCCCUAGUGGAUCCCACACUCACUCCCCUAACCCGCCGGGCUUCCCAGUCAUCUCUGGAAAGUUCAACUGGGCCUCCCUGCAUCCGCUCAUAGUGAACUCAUACCAGAGUCAUUCCAGUGAAACUCUACCUUUCAGGAUAAUAAUCUGAACCAGAUAUUUCAUGAUCAAAAGCAUUGUUGGAGACAGACAAUCAACUUGUGUUUUGCCUGUAGUAGUUUUUCAAUAAUAUGUCCCACUUGUUGUUUAAAACCUGGCUUCAUAUGACAGAACAAGGCAGUUUAUCAAAUUACAGUAAGAGUCAACAUGCUAGUGAGAGUCACUGAUGCUUCUGACAAACAGAAAAAGAGGAAACUUCAAAUCCACACAAACACACACACACACACACACAUACACACACAGGCAUGCACACACCCCAAAUUGAACAAACUGGAAACUCUCACUCUGAAAAGUUGUAUUUUACACAUUUCUGCACAAACCACAAGCAGUGUUAUUUCCCUGGUGUUUGAAAAGUUGUGUUCUUCUGUGUGUUUUUGUGUGUGUGUGUUAUUUGAUGGGUUUUGGUUUCUUGAUUUGUUUUAUUUUUCACUGUAUUUGUUAUUUCCACUAUUUUUGGAUAUGUCAUGACAGGCCUCAUGAUGCUUACAAAGACCCUUCCUUUCUUUUCCCAAAAGCACCAAAAAAGGGCUGAAACAGUCUCUGUGGCAUCUCCCCAAAGUGUGCAACUACCAGGCAAGAUGAGGCCAAUGAAGGGUUUCACUGGCUUUCAUUUUAUAAUCCUUCAGUCUUAUGUGCGGAAACCCAGAAAACAAAAAGUUAUCUUCUGGAACAAAUAAUCACAGAAUCACUUUUUUUAAAUGAAAAAUAAUCUGUUUGUGUUCUAAAAAGUUAAUUUAUUUUUUCCAUUGUUUUUCAUGGAAGACUUUUAAAGAAGUCAAUCUGCAACUAAUGCUGGGAACUAAAACUAACCGCAUAAUUGUACUUUGGAAACACUCCUUGUAAUAACUUUUUCUUCCUGAUAUCUCCCCAUAAAAGUAUAUGCUCGUGUGUAUAAACCAUACUUUUGACUUCCCAAAAUGGUGACUAGAAACAGAUUUGAGCCUAAGACACUUUCAGCUAUGCCCAGGCUUCUCGGCCAUGUCUCAGUGUAGACACACCCAUCUGCCCUGGAAAGAGCAUGGUAUGAGCUGUCCAGUAUUGCACUGGAAAUUCCAGCUGAAAUAUUCUGCACUAAAGUAAUGUUUUUAUCCAAUUUUAAUUUACAUUUCUUUGAGAUUGAUGCAAGCACAAAGCUUGACUUUUUAAUGCAAAGUAUCUUACUUUGGGGGGUGGGGAAUAAAACAAAGUCAACUUUCAACUUGCAUUUUCUUCAUCUGAGUUUUUCUUGGCCUUGAAUUUCCCUUGUGACAUUCUGUAUACGUGCUACAAAGUGCAGACUCUGCGAGUGCACUGAUAUGUUCUCCCUCCUUUUAUGAGUCACUCAAUUUUUGUGAUCACACAAAUAGAGCAGCAUGACUUGGAACUGUUCAAAGCUGCAUGCACGUUUUGUUAAAAAAAAAAGUAAAAAAGAAAAGAAAAAAUGAAAAAAACCACAAAAGGUUAUUUAAUAAUGUAUGUUAGUUCCACCUUAGGCCAGCUUGUAUGUUGCAUGUACUUGUACAGUUUGCUCGUUAAUUACUAUACUGAAAUAACCAAGAAAUCUAAGCCAUCCAUUUUUGUUAUAGACAUUUUGCAGGUUUUAGCCAGACUCCGUCUAUGAGUUUGGGGUGAAAUGUCUAUAGAUGGACUUUAUUUUUUACCCUCCGGAAAACGUGAUGUAGUAUGGACCAAAUUCCUUCUAAUUAAUAUUUUGGUGUAGAUUCCUACCGUGGGGCUGUACCACAUGUAGACACUGUGUACACACUAGGUUUUAAUCCAUAGACAUACUGCCUGCACCAAGUGAAUUAUUUAUUAUUAUUUACACAUGCCAGAAUUACCUGCCCAUCAUUCCACAGGGCACAGAUUGACCACUACUCACCAUGCUGAGCAGGAAGAACUGAAGCAUUGGUGCACUUCUACUAGAUUCCGUUCUGUCUUAGUGGCCAACAAUCAACUAAUUAUAAUUGGGUAGUAUCUUUCUAUUUUGACCACUUGUCUUAACACUCCCCUGUGCUUUUAAAAUGAACAACUCAUGUAUGUAAACAUGUUUAAUAAAAUUUACUUUUCAUGUCA
Molecule: messenger RNA, 5331 nt
Organism: Leptonychotes weddellii (Weddell seal)
Lineage: Eukaryota; Metazoa; Chordata; Mammalia; Carnivora; Phocidae
Source: RefSeq, a predicted model, not a curated record